This is a messenger RNA of Tarenaya hassleriana, 885 nucleotides long. RefSeq names its product probable chalcone--flavonone isomerase 3. The transcript has 5 exons. The coding region runs from base 111 to 740 and encodes 209 amino acids. Gene Ontology annotation, molecular function: intramolecular lyase activity. The record is from RefSeq and is a predicted model, not a curated record. Lineage: Eukaryota; Viridiplantae; Streptophyta; Magnoliopsida; Brassicales; Cleomaceae.
AAUAAAUAUGUGUAUAUAUAAAUAAAUCUCGGAAGCCAUCUGUUAUGUGAGUCUCACUCUUCUCUUUGGUGCCGGCACUAGUGUUUGCCGAGAGACAAAAUCUCAUUACAAUGGGGAGUGAGGUGGUAAUGGUGCAUGAAGUUCCAUUUCCUUCGCAAAUUGUCACCUCCAAACCUCUCUCUCUUAUAGGUCAAGGGAUUACAGAUAUUGAGAUCCAUUUCCUUCAAGUGAAGUUCACAGCAAUCGGAGUUUACGUAGAUUCAUCAGAUGUCGGACCACAUCUCGGAAACUGGAAAGGCAAACCGGGAAAUGCCCUCGUCGAUGACGACGAUUUCUUCCAUGCCCUCGUCUCCGCUCCUGUGGAGAAAAUCGUAAGGGUUGUGGUGAUAAAAGAGAUAAAGGGUUCGCAGUACGGAGUUCAAAUGGAGAAUGCGGUGAGAGAUCGGUUGGCGGAGGAAGACAAGUACGAGGAAGAAGAAGAAGCUGCGUUGGAGAAAGUGGUCGAGUUCUUCCAGUCAAAGUACUUCAAGAAAGACUCUCUCAUCACUUACCACUUCCCUUCUGACUCCCGCUUCUGCGAGAUAGCGUUUGCGACGGAGGGGAAAGAGGGGGCUAAGAUGAAGGUCGAGAACGCCAACGUGGCGGAAAUGAUACAGAAAUGGUAUUUAGGCGGAAGCCGGGGAGUUUCGCCGUCGACGACAGCUUCCCUCGCCGGCGCGUUGUCGGCGAUCUUGUCUUAAUCUUACGUUGUAACUUUGUGUUGUUGUCUGGUCAUAAAAUGGGACUGCGCCCGGUUAAGCUUGAACCGGGUGAUUGUUUGGUUUACUUAAAUCGGUAUGUGGUUUUGAUUGGCGAUAUCCGGUUAUCUCUCAGGCUUUUCGUUUA